UAGAAAAAAGAAUUGCAUAUAGAAGUUUGCAAAAGGCAGAAGAAGCAGCAGAAUCCAAGUAAGCUAGAAGGUCAGUGUGUUUGGCAAGAAGACAAGGUGGGGAAAAAAAAAGGAAGGAGAAGGAAUAUAAGCAAAAAGAGUUUGGCAGCCAGCGGUAGUCAGCCCCUUCUGGAAGAUUCCAUUCCAGCCUCUCCUCUGCAGUGGCACCUUUUGUGAUCUGAAGACAGAAAACAAGAAGCUUGCAGCUUUCAUGGAGAACAGACACAGCUAUGAAAUACCCCAUGGACAAGAUGCGUUUCUGCCAAUUGCCCAUUCUUCCUCUGCCUUCUCACGUGCUCGCUGUAUUAUUCUGGCACCAAACAAGUUCUUAAGGAGCCUAUCGUGAUGCUGUUAUUGCAAGACCUGAGAAGGAGCUUCUUUCUGCUCACCUCCACCCUUUUGCUCAACAUUGUUUGAGAAGAAAUGGUGAUUGCUUAGCCAGAAGAAAAACAGUUUUUGAAAAUGUGGCUUGUGACAGCUCCACUGCACAGCUCACGCGUUCGUUCAUUCUGCUGAAGAGCUUCCCUUCAGGAUAUAUGCUUGCUCACAAGAAGGAUGUCACAAAAACAGCUGAAAGAAGCCUUUAUCAGUAACCUGAACGGAACGAGCUUGCUGGAAGUUUCGCUGGGCUUGCCUCUAGCUCCGCUCUGCCUGCUUUGCAGAGGGCUCCUCUUGAUUUUGUACCACCUGCACAAUGGGAAGCCUCUCAGGUCACGGACAUGCAGCCUGCUGCUGGACUUCGCUGUGCUGGUAUCUCCUCUCCUGUUCUCCUGCACAGUCCUGUCUCCAAUCAUCUUUUUUCCGCCAAGCAUCAUUGCAGCCAUCUGUGCAGGAAUAUUUGCUAAAAUAUACAGCCAAAGAAAACACGAUACCCGAGCACCUUUCAGGCAAAUUGUAAAAGACUUCCAGAGGACGUACUUGGAUUCAGAAUACAUUCCGGCAAUAACAGCGUUGCGUGUUUAUGUCAACGUGCUGACAUCGAUCGGUAUUUUAGCAGUGGAUUUCCCGCAGUUCCCACGGCGAUAUGCCAAAGCUGAGACCUAUGGAACUGGAGUUAUGGAUUUGGGGGUUGGAGCUUUCAUUUUUGGUAAUGCUCUUGUUUGUCCUGAAGUUAGACAAAAGUCGUAUGUGACGCAAGCAAAAUUUUCCCAUCUGGCCAAGCAGUUUUUUUCCAUCUGGCCGUUGAUUUUCCUUGGCGUUGGACGACUCCUUAGUGUCAAAUCUAUCGCGUAUCAGGAACAUACUUCAGAGUAUGGAGUGCAUUGGAAUUUUUUCUUUACCUUAGCGUUUGUGAGGCUUGCAGCAUCUCUACUUUUAGCCAUAAUUCCAACAAAUAAAUCUUGGAUUGUGGCUGUGAAUCUUGCUGUACUUUAUCAGCUUAUUCUUAACAUUACCUCUCUGAAGACAUUUGUCUUGCACGGCAGCGAUGGCAAAGACACUAGGGUUGGCUUUUUCAACGCCAACAGGGAAGGCCUGCUCUCUCUCUUUGGAUAUCUAGCCAUAUACAUGGCAAGCGUGCAAGUAGGGCUCUAUCUGAAGAAGCGCAGAAACUCAGUCAAGGACUGGAUGGAAGCAGUCUGUUCCUUACUGCUGACCGUCCUCGUGCUCUUCGUGCUUCUUCACCUGUCACAAGCACACGCAGACCCCGUGUCCCGCCGCAUGGCCAAUCUGUCAUACUGCAUAUGGGUCGUUGCUCACUGCCUGACUUUCUUUGUCUUCUUCCUAAUGACUGAUCUCGUGCUGCUGUUCACAAAGCUUCUCGUGAAGGGCUCCAGUGUGCCCUCCUGCUGGAGCGUUGCAAAGCCCCCUAACACCAGUAAAAAGGAUGAAACAGAGGCUGUGCCUGUCAGAAGGGAAAGUGAGCUGUCACACGCUUGCCUGAUUAGUGCUGUUAAUAAAAAUCAGCUACUGUUUUUCUUACUUGCAAAUGUUGUGACUGGUAUUGUGAAUAUAAUGAUAGAUACGAUCCACAGCACGACUGCACUUACAUUAUGUAUACUGCAUUUAUAUAUGUUUUUUAACUGUUUAAUUAUGUAUAUAUUGCAUGCCAAAAAUAUAGUAUUAAAAUUCUGGUGAUUCCACCCUGUCUUAAGGGGACUAGCUAAACUUUUUUAUUUAAAAUUAAAUUUAAAACUGUAUUUUAAUGAUAUGUAAAUACAAUAUUUUAUAACUUUGUAUUUGUAGCAUAGCUUUUUAUGACAGUUUUUAAUCAUUAUUUAUAUGUAUUUAUUUAUUUUUAGGUUUUGUUUUACCAAAUUAUACAAUUGGUACUGUUACCUGUUGGAGAUGUUGCACAUUUUCCUGAAAACUUGGUUUCUGAGAUUGUUUGCUGAAUACUUGCACUGUUUCUAUAAACAUAUAUGCAGAAGAGUAAUGUUACGUCUAGUGAACUGCGGGUUCAAGAGGGAUGUUUUUAUCCAAGUGCUGGUAAGAUAAGAUAACACUGUGUAGAGGAGAAGCCAGAUGAAAAGUAGGAAAAUGAGUACUUAUAUAUAGACAGACUUAGCUGUGUCAAGAGCUAGCUAGUUCAGGCCCUUGCAUAAAUAAUAGAUAAGAAUAAUUCUUUAUAUAAAAUCUAUUGGAUGAGUGUUUUGGCCCCAGUCCUGCAAGGAUUUAUGCAUAUGCUUGACUUUGAUGGCAGUAAUUGUAUGUGGAAUGUUAAUCAUAGACCGAAAUCUAAAUUAGCCUUUGAAUUAAAGCUAAAUUUUAUUUUCAUCCUCAGUGAUGAAUAAAAAUGACGACCCUAUCUAAAUACGAUGCUCUGAAUGAUAAAGCUCCACUGCCGAUGAAUUCAUAGAGCAGCUGGUGGAAUUUGUGGUGCAGAUAAUAAGAGCUGCACAGCCUUUUAUAAGAAAAUACAAAGAACCAAAACUAAUUCACCCCCAACCUGCAUCCCAACAUGUGACAGCUCAUCUUUAGCAACACGGUAGAAUAUGGUCUUCAACUCUAAAGUACUCAAGGCUCACAUAUUUGUCUAUAAAAUUGUUUUAAACAGUAGCUGAUUUAAUACUGUAUUUUGACAGCCAAGCUGUCUUCUAGUGGGAACAUUCUGUAUGAAUUCUUAUUAGCAAACAGUGUCAAAUGGAAAGAAGCAUGAUGCAGGGGGGCAGGAUACCAGCAGAGCAUUGGUAGGAGAGGUGCUCAGUUUCUCCAUCUAUCACAGUCUUCCCAUAAGCUCAGAGUAGAACACCCUUUUUGUUCACUUUCCUAACUGUGACAGUUCCUCCUGACCUCAUUAAGUUGUUGAGAAGAGAAAUACAUUUAAAGAUCAUGAGGAAUUCAAGAAUGGGAGAUAGAAAUACUUCAGAAGCGGAAUACAAACUCUAGUUGAUGAUGGAUGUUUAAUGUCAGUGGAGUUACAGGAGUGCAUAUGGGCCAUAUUUCAAUUUUUUCCUUGUCUGUUGAAUGCAAUGAAUCAUAAAACCUAGGGAGAUUAAGCCUCUAAAUCAGAUCCCUGAAGGCAGACGUGUUGUGGAAUAUUCUUGAAUUUAUGGGGUUCUCCCAGGCUUUGGUCAAUGGAAAGAUGAUGACUGAAGGUUAUAUACUGUGGACAUGCUGAGUUUAUGCUUGUUUACUUCCACGUUCUAGCCAUAUAGUCUUCAGCAUUAAAGAAAAUCAGCCUGUAUUGUACUAGUUGCAGUUACUACAGCAGGCAGAUGCCGUUAGUAGGCAACCCUGUCUUACAAACAAUUAUCAUAGUUUGUAGCAGAGUUUCCUGGUAACUGUUUUUCUGGUAAUUUAUUUGAAAACAAUUCCUAGCCUUGCCUAGGGAAGAAAGGCUUCCAUCGCAAACUGAAUGGCAGAAAUCAUUUGUGCAAAACUACUCAUGGAUAUUAAUUUUUGAACUGUUUGAAGCGCAAGACCUGCAACGAGUUCUACCUGCGAGCACAAGUCUACCAGCGUGAUUCAGAAUUAAGGCGUUAAUUGGGUGUGACAAAGCCGAGUUGUGUCUGGACAAGCAGCAAACUCUCUAGACGCCAACUCCAUUUCACGAAGCAAAAAUUCCGUGGGAGGUUUGCUGUGUCUGUGCAGAGCCCUGCGAGCUGCAUGCAGGCAGCGGGCUGGUUGCAGGACUGGAGCUGUGGUUGUAGCAGCACUGGCGAGCUGAGGGGCCCGUAGCGCAUGAGAACAGCGCAGCACUGCGUGGCGGUCUCCCACUUUUAAAGCUGUCUGAAGUCAGUUGCUCACCACUGAAUUAAUGAAGGACAAUUAAUUCCCAUUACUUAUUGUCAAUAACCAACGUGGCAAAUUCUGCCCUGAAGCGACCGGCAGUUAUUAAUUCUGAAUGUUUAGGCUAUGAAUAGAUACAGAUAAUUAACCAUGCUUCUGCAAGAACCACGAAAUGCAAGCAAGCCAUCUUUGGUCACAGAAUCUGUACAAGAAAGGCACUGUAUCAGCUCAAGAAGAUGCAAGAGAAGUUAGCACCGUGAUAUGCUGGAGACACUUUCUUUGUGUGCACCUCGGUGCCUGCUAGUUCAGUGGCUGGCAGGGACAAGGGCACUACAUUUCAUUUCACAGUUGGGUGUGUUGAGAUGAGUAAACUCUCAGAGAUCUGCAGAUAUAUGUGAAAAUAAAUCAAAAUAUGUUAUAUAAUUAGUGAAAACUGAAUAUAUUUCAACUAGUAAGGCUAAAAUGGUUGAACUAUAGCAUGCCACUGACUUUAAUUAUUGUAAAGCAGAGUGCUGGGAAACCAGAAGUUGUUUCAUCUUUGGUGCCGUAAUUCCAUUGAAUGACCUUUUUGUAGGGCUGCGGGAUAGAAAAAAAUGUACGGCUGAUUACAUUUGUCCUUAAGCUUGUUAUUCCUUAAACAACAGCUACUCCUUACCAAA
Messenger RNA from Anas platyrhynchos (mallard), 4868 nucleotides. RefSeq names its product phosphatidylinositol glycan anchor biosynthesis class W (gene PIGW). Gene Ontology annotation, biological process: protein localization to plasma membrane; GPI anchor biosynthetic process. Gene Ontology annotation, molecular function: glucosaminyl-phosphatidylinositol O-acyltransferase activity. Gene Ontology annotation, cellular component: endoplasmic reticulum; membrane. The record is from RefSeq and is a predicted model, not a curated record. NCBI's taxonomy places the organism in Eukaryota, Metazoa, Chordata, Aves, Anseriformes, Anatidae.